Humulus lupulus (European hop) is the source of this 3238-nucleotide messenger RNA. RefSeq names its product putative disease resistance protein At3g14460. NCBI's taxonomy places the organism in Eukaryota, Viridiplantae, Streptophyta, Magnoliopsida, Rosales, Cannabaceae. The record is from RefSeq and is a predicted model, not a curated record. Gene Ontology annotation, biological process: defense response to other organism. The transcript is spliced from 3 exons. Bases 245 to 3238 code for a protein of 997 amino acids. Gene Ontology annotation, molecular function: protein binding; ADP binding.
AUUUGAAAAGGCUGUGAAUUCUGAAAUAGAAGAGAUCCUUGAUGCUCUAAAGGAUCUUUUAGAACAGACAAAACACCUUGGUUUGAAAAAAGUUGACCAGAGAACGACUGUGCAUAGACCACAUGCCCCUCUGCUAGAUGAUUCACAAGUUUACGGAAGGGUGGGUGACAAAGAGGCUAUUCUUAAGUUAUUGUUGUGUGAUGAUGCUGCUGGCCCUAGGAUCUCAGUUAUUCCUAUAGUAGGGAUGGGUGGCAUUGGCAAAACUACUCUUGCUCAUAACGUAUUUUACGAUACCACUGUCCAAGAACACUUUGCCUUGAAAGCAUGGGUAACUGUAUCCGACGAUUUUGAUGUUGUCAAAAUAACAAAGAUUAUUUUGGGGGCUAUUUCUAAAACAAGACCUGAUAUUGAGGAGCUACAUCAACUUCAAAAAGACUUGAAGGAUUCUUUGGCAGGGAAGAAAUUUCUUUUUGUUCACGAUGAUGUGUGGAACGAAAAAUACGAGUUGUGGGAUCUCUUGAAAAGCUCUUUUCAAUCUGGCUCACAAGGAAGCAAGAUUAUUGUCACCACUCGUAAUGAGGAUGUCGCACUGAAGAUGAAGACGAGAGAUGUUCAAACAUAUAAGCUUGAAAAGAUAUCGAAUGAUGAAUGUUGGAAGUUAUUUGCAGAUCAUGCCUUUGAUAAUGCAGGCUCUAGUGAGGUGGUAUUGUCUCAGUUGCAAAAAAUUAGAAGAGAAAUUGUUAAGAAGUGCAAGGGCCUUUCUUUAGCUGUAAAAUCGAUGGCUGGUCUUUUACGAUCUACGUCAACUCCUAACAAGUGGAGGCAUAUACUACAAAGUGAUGUGUGGGAGUUACCAACUUGUCGCGACAUCGGAAUUGUUCCAGCAUUGUGGUUGAGCUACCGAUUUCUGCCUCCUUAUUUAAAGCCAUGUUUUUCUUUUCUCUCGAUAUUUCCCAAAGAUUUUGAAUUUCGCAAAGAUGACAGAGAACAAAUAAUCUUAAUAUGGAUGGCAGAAGGUCUUUUACAACCUCAAAAAGGAAAAAGGAUUGAAGAUGUUGGAGAAGAGUACAUGAGUGCUUUAAUAUCAAGAUCAUUUUUCCAAAGAUCCGGGCACUAUCAAUUUUCUCUCUCUAUGCACAAUCUUAUGCAUGAUCUAGCUAUGUAUGUGUCAGGUCAGUGUUGUUCUAUUUAUGAUAGUUGUAAUGACUUCCACAAGCUAAUUGGUAACAAGACACGCCAUCUAUCAUACAUGAAAGACUUAAAAGAUAUAGUAGAAUUUGACAAUUUUUCUAGAGUGAAGUAUUUGCCCACCUUGUUAGCUUUACCAUUGCGAGAUACAUAUCCAUGGCAGGGGACACAAUUAAAGCUUGAAAUUGUGCUGAAGGAUGGAGGCUGCUUAAGAUCACUUUCUUUGUCAGAAUCACCUAUCACAGACUUGCCUGAUUCAAUUGGAAAUUUAAAACAUCUUAGGUAUUUGGAUGUGUCUGGCACGAAAGUUAAGGAAUUACCUCAUUCAGUUUGUGGGCUGUACAAUUUGGAAACACUCUUAUUGUCACGUUGUAUAAAUCUCACACAAUUGCCUACCAACAUUUCCAAGUUAGUCAACCUGCGUCAUCUUAUGACAAGAUCGACUCCUUUAAAAGAGAUGCCACCGAAGAUUUGUAAUAUGAUAAAUCUUCAGAGGUUAAGUAAUUUUGUUAUGUGUAAAAAUGAUGGGUCCAGGAUCAAAGAGUUGGGAAAGUUGGAUAAUUUGCAUGAACGCUUGGAGAUUUCAGGGCUUGAGCAUGUUAGAGAAGUGAGUGAUGUUUUGGAAGGCAAUUUGAAGAACAAAAAGUAUCUCAAUGAGCUCAUUCUUGAUUGGAAUGGUGAGGCAGAUGAUUCCACAAAGGAAAGAGAAGUUCUUGAUGCACUCCAACCGCAUGUAAAUUUAAAGGAACUCAAAAUCAGAGGUUAUAAAGGUACAAGCUUGCCAGAUUGGGUAACACAUCCAUCAUAUUGUAACUUGGAAAAUGUUGAUCUACACUGCAGAAAUCUUUGCUUGUCAUUGUUAUCAUUUUGGCUGCUAAGUUCACUGAGACAUUUUCAUGUUUUUGGUGUUUCCUGUCUUGAUAUGCAUGAUGAAUUUCAUAGUAUUUCUUUGAAUAAGCCCUUUCCAUUCUUAGCAAGAUUAGAGCUUCAUGAUACAUAUAUGUUGGAUUGGUCAUUUAUUAAUACAAGUGACCAAAGAUGUGAGAGUUUUCAUUGUUUAAAGGUGUUUGUUUUAGAAAGAUGUGUGAAGCUGAGUGUGGCGUUACCUAUGUGUAAUUUUCCUUCUUUAGAAUUUAUCAAUAUUUCAUCUUGCGAUGAUUUGGUAACUAUAUUUCCAACAAGUACUCUCAUUGACUCUGCAUAUCCUUCCCUCAAAAAGUUGGAAACAAUGGAUUGCUCAAGGUUGGAAACCUUUUCAGAAAUGGGAUUACCCUUUACUUUACAACAUCUACACAUCACAUCAUGUGAUAAGCUCAUGGAAAACCGCAUGAAAUGGAAUUUACGAAGACUCCCAUCAUUGAAUUUCUUAGAUCUCCGGCAUUGUGGAGAAGUGGUGGAUUCAUUUCCAGAGGAGUGGCUGCUUCCACCAUCUUUAUUAAGACUUAAGAUCUUUCAUUGUUAUAACCUCAAAGCACUAAACAGCAAAGGCUUUCAACACCUCACCUCCCUUUAUUGGUUAGAACUUCUUUAUUUGGAAAAGCUAUCGUGCUUACCAGCAGCCGGACUGCCGCAGAGUGUUACUUAUUUGUCCAUAGAAGGAUGCACUCUGCUAAUUCCCAGGUGCAAGGAAGGAACAGGGGAAGAUUGGCCCAAAGUUCAACACAUUCCUAACAUACUAAUCGAAGAAACAGAAAGUGAUGAACUCUUAAGCCCAGGUGGAGCAGUGGAUUCAUUUCCAGAAGAACGGUUGCUCCCACCUACUUUAACUUUUCUUUUGAUCUUUGGACUUGAUAAGCUUACAGCUUUAAACGACAAAGGUUUUCACCAUCUUAUCUCACUUCGACGAUUGGAACUUCAUGAAUUGGAAAAGCUAGAGUGCUUGCCAGCAGAAGGAUUGCCCCAGACUCUUACUGCUUUGAGUAUAAUAAGUUGUCCUCUGUUAAAGCCCAGGUGCAAGGAAUAUAGUGAGGCAGCUUCCAAGAUAUUUCUCAUAAAUUGCUUGUGUGCCAUCCAGCAACCUCUGUUGGGGCAUAAUGAAGUUGUUGAUUGA